AUGUUAUGUCAUGUAAGACCCCAUUAUAGCAGACUAGAGCUAAAGGUUCUCUUUGUGGGCUUGAUGAACUCUGGCUUCUCUGAAAUCGGCUUCUCUAAUAGAGGAAACCUGAGGAAGAUCAGCAGUUUGAAAACCAUGGCCCAGGUGCCAUUGACAUUCAGUGAUGUUGCCAUAGACUUCUCUCAGGAGGAGUGGGAAUGCCUAAAUUCCGAUCAGAGGGAUUUGUACAGAGAUGUGAUGUUGGAGAAUUAUACUAACUUGGUCUCACUGGACAUUGAUUUUACAACUGAGACCAACAAGUUAUCUUCAGAAAAAAGCAGUUAUGAAGUAAAUUCAUACCAUCGGGAGACAAUGAAAAAAAGUAAAACCUUCAACCUUAUGAGGUUUAUUUUCAGAAAUGACCCACAGUGCAGAAUUGAAUUUGGGAGAGAACAGGCGCCUAACAUGGGAUGUUUUAGUCAAAUGACAUUUAUAAAACAUAUAUCUCUUCCUCUACAUCAGAGAAUUCACCCUAGAGAGAAAUCCUAUGAAUGUAAGGAAUGUAGGUGGGGCUUUAGAAAAUAUUCACACCUUACCAAGCAUUUGAGAGACCAUAGUGGUGUGAGACCCUAUGAAUGUAACGAAUGUGGAAAAGCCUUUAUAGUUCUCCAGCAUUUUAUUAGACAUAAAAAAAUUCACACUGAUUUAAAACCCUAUGAAUGUAAUGGAUGUGAGAAGGCCUUUAGGUUUUAUUCACAGCUUAUUCAACAUCAGAUCAUUCAUACUGGUGUAAAACCCUACGAAUGUAAGCAAUGUGGGAAGUCUUUUAGACGUUAUUCUCACCUUACUGAACAUCAAAAAAUUCAUAUCGGUUUGAAACCCUAUGAAUGUAAGGAAUGUGGGGAAACUUUUAGAUUGUACCGACAUAUGUGCCUACAUCAGAAAGUUCAUCAUGGUGUGAAACCCUAUAUAUGCAAGGAAUGUGGGAAGGCCUUUGGUCAUCGUUCAAGUCUUUAUCAACAUAAGAAAAUUCAUUCUGGUGAGAAACCAUAUAAAUGUAAACAAUGUGGAAAGGCCUUUGUUCGCAGCUAUCUACUUAUUGAACAUCAGAGAAGUCAUACUGGCGAGAAGCCGCAUGAAUGUAAGGAAUGUGGGAAGACCUUUAGCAGGGGUUCAAGCCUUCUUAAACAUAAGAGAAUUCAUAGUAGUGAGAAACUCUAUGAUUGUAAGGACUGUGGGAAGGCCUUCUGUAGAGGCUCUCAACUUACACAACAUCAAAGAAUUCAUACUGGCGAGAAGCCACAUGAAUGCAAAGAAUGUGGAAAGACAUUUAAGCUUCAUUCGUACCUUAUUCAACAUCAGAUAAUUCAUACUGAUUUGAAACCGUAUGAAUGUAAACAAUGUGGGAAAGCCUUCAGUCGUGUUGGAGACCUUAAAACACAUCAGUCAAUUCAUGCAGGGGAAAAACCCUUUGAAUGUAAGGAAUGUGGAAAAACCUUUAGACUUAAUUCUCAACUGAUUUAUCAUCAGACAAUUCACACUGGUUUGAAACCAUAUAUAUGUAAAGAAUGUAAGAAGGCCUUUGGUUCUAUCUCAGGUCUUUCUCAACAUAAGAGAAUUCAUACUGGUGAAAAACCCUAUGAAUGUAAAGAAUGUGGUAAGGCCUUUAAUCGUAGUGAUCGACUUACGCAACAUCAGAGAAUUCAUACUGGUGUGAAACCAUACAAAUGUAAGGAAUGUGGAAAGGCCUUUACUCGUUGCUAUCAACUUACUCAACAUCAAAGAUUUCAUAGUGGUGAGAAACUCCUGAUGUAA
This is a messenger RNA of Neomonachus schauinslandi (Hawaiian monk seal), 1794 nucleotides long. It is a transcript of the gene ZNF404, whose product is annotated as zinc finger protein 404. Lineage: Eukaryota; Metazoa; Chordata; Mammalia; Carnivora; Phocidae. Bases 1 to 1794 code for a protein of 597 amino acids. The transcript is spliced from 4 exons. Gene Ontology annotation, biological process: regulation of transcription by RNA polymerase II. Gene Ontology annotation, molecular function: DNA-binding transcription factor activity, RNA polymerase II-specific; RNA polymerase II cis-regulatory region sequence-specific DNA binding. The record is from RefSeq and is a predicted model, not a curated record.